AUGUUGCUUACCACUAAAGAAUAUGUUCAUUCGCAAUGUCCAGCAUUUGAAGAGUUGAAUAUCAAAUGUAACAGUAAUAAGCCGAUAAGUUGGUGUGACGUUGAUGCCGACUGCUCAAAAACACCGACACGAAUCUGUUGCCCAACCGGAUGUGGAUACAAUAUAUGUGUACGAUCUCAGAAAUAUGUUAUCGACAGUGGUUUAAAAGUGAUCGAAAAUCCACACUGUCCACUUCCGGAAAAAAUUUAUAUACAUUGUGGACGUAAUAAGGGAACCAAAUGGUGCACUGAUGAUAGUAGUUGUCGUCCAAAAAAUUCUGACGAAGAUGAAGAAUUUCCAAGAUUCUGUUGUCCAACUGUAUGCAACUAUAAUGUUUGUGUUGUUAAAUUUGGUCGACGAUUUAUUGUUGUAUAG
This is a messenger RNA of Enterobius vermicularis (human pinworm), 414 nucleotides long. NCBI's taxonomy places the organism in Eukaryota, Metazoa, Nematoda, Chromadorea, Rhabditida, Oxyuridae. The record is from the annotation of a GenBank genome assembly.